Molecule: messenger RNA, 2079 nt
Organism: Nematocida homosporus
Lineage: Eukaryota; Fungi; Microsporidia
Exons: 1
Coding region: 1-2079 (692 amino acids)
Source: RefSeq, a predicted model, not a curated record
AUGGACGCGGACUCAUUAGGAGCGACAGUAAGACGACUAUUACUGAAGUAUGCUGAUCUGCAAAGUGUCAGUACUUGGGAGUAUUCGUCCUGGGAUGCUGCUUGGAAUACUUUAUGGGCGACGCGGCGGACUUUAUUGAGUGGUUUGGUGGCGGUGGGUUUGUGUGGACUGGGGAUUGGCUUUGUCUUCUUCCGGAAGAGGUUGUUCACGCAGAAGGAUACUUUGUGCAUCUUUAUUUACAUGGUUGUAACGGUCUUCUUGUUGGAAAGUGUCCAGAAGAUGACUAAGAUUGAUGUGCAAUUGGAUAGUACUUACCAAGAUGUGGACGUGCCUGUGCCCAUUCCUUUGGUGCGAUUUGGGCGUUGGACUGUGGCCCAGCGGGCUUGGUGUGCUUCUGGGACCUUAUCGGCUCAGAUUGAGAAACGUACGGAUGAUUUGCGGAUGGGUGAGACGGCGGCUAAUGCGUAUCGGCACCUUAUUCGGAAUAAUCUCCUGCGGAAAAGAGGAACGGGGAAUGCUUUGCUGACUGAUGAUAAUGAUACUUUGGACGGAGUAGGAACGAGUCCGCCGGAGAGUGCGGUGUUACGCGUUAAAGUUAAACCGCGUCGGACUUUGCCGGAGGUACGUCAGUCGGCUGAGUACUGUAUUUUCCAGGGCCCGCCUCAGAAGUGCACCCAGGACUGUUUGUACUUGGGAACAGCUGAGUUUGCUGAAGCUAAGCAAGAACUGGCCUAUAUUGCUGAGGCUAAUCGGCAGUACCGGGAAAUUCAAAAAGAUAUUGCUGCUGAUAAGAAAGAGUACGUUCGUUUAUCAGUUGAUUUAAUGAAGAAUUAUCAGGCAUUUUCCAAACGAUCUAUCUUUAUUUUGGACGAACUAGAAACAGUUGGGGUUAGUUCUGUUCAAAUGGAAAAGGAUAUUCGCUCCUUACUAGCUAAAUAUGAUGACUUAUUCAGUCGGACAUUUACUCCUUCCGAAACACAAAUUGUGAUUUCGCCUACUUCUCUUUGUGUUAAGAUUGGUGGGGGUGCUAAGCCUUACCCUAAACCGUAUACUAGUAAGCCAGUUGGACAAUCUUCAAUUACACAGGAGAACAAAAUAGUUAUUCAAGAAACUGUUAGACCUGCCUCUUCUUAUUUACUUUCACCAGUAACUGCAUCCUUGUCUGAAACAACUUGGAAUACUUUCCAUCGUUCGCCUAAACUAUCUGUGUCUGACCCGGCAGUUAUUGGAACUACGUUGACUACUUCGCCUGUCUUUAAACCCAAAAACCGCAACUCCUUCUUUAUCUCGGCCUAUACUCUGCUGGCUAUCUGUGAAAUUAUGAUGUUCAUUCAAGUCUUCUUGGUUUUAGGCGUGAUUAUUGCGGCAGUUCUAAACCGGCGUUUACUCUAUCUUUGCUUCUACUUUGCCAUUUGUGCUUCCUUGGCCUUAGCUUUGCUGCUGAGUCUUUCUUCACUCUCUUUUGCCGCUUCCUUUGCCGCUCUCUGUCGCCGUGGAUUGCGCUGUACUUCGCGCAGUCGAGUGACUCCCCAGCCCAUGCAAGUAGCCGAUCUUAUUGACCUGCCACAACGCGCUCUUUCCCAAAGUAUUCAAGAUUCAGAAGCCUCGCUAAAAUCACAAAUAGAUGCCCUUUUGCUCACUAAUACCUCUGAGGACAUUCAAAACUUAUCCAGCAAUCUCCAACGACUCUUCCAAGUCAAGAAAGACUUUCCCCUUCUUCUAGCCGGCAAUGCCAACCGCAAUCUUGUCCAGCAGAAUGCUCUCUACUCCGCAGCCAACGGCAUGAAUCAAGCUCUUAAUGGCCUUCGCCGUUUAGAUAAUCGGCUGCGCAGUACGCCCUGGAGUUCUGUCUUCCAGUCCUUAGCCCAAAUUAGUGUUCUACUUAACUCCGACCAGCCCAACACCAUUGCUCGUAAACGCAAAGCCUUGGCUACUCUAGCCGGAGCACCAGAGAUACCAGAUACGCGCACAUGUGCUGGAAAAGAAACGGCUAUUUGUGAGCUCAAAAACCGAUUUGACUCUCUAUUUAUUGGUCUUUUCCUUUUUUCCGUUAUUCUACCUCUACUGAUUGCUAUCUAA